Molecule: messenger RNA, 1599 nt
Organism: Ichthyophthirius multifiliis
Lineage: Eukaryota; Ciliophora; Oligohymenophorea; Hymenostomatida
Product: phosphatidylinositol 3-kinase, putative
Exons: 4
Biological process (GO): autophagy of peroxisome; phosphatidylinositol-mediated signaling; endocytosis
Cellular component (GO): phosphatidylinositol 3-kinase complex, class III, type II; membrane; phagophore assembly site
Molecular function (GO): 1-phosphatidylinositol-3-kinase activity
Source: RefSeq, a predicted model, not a curated record
AUGAAAAACUACUUUUUUAUAGAUUUAGAUAUUCAUUAUAAUAUAAUCCUGAUGCUUUAGUUAAGUUUUUGCAUUCAGUAAACUGGAGUUAGGAGAAAGAAGAAAAAGAAGCUAUAAAAUUAUUAAAAUUAUGGGCUCCAUGUGAUUUUGGAGAUGCCUUACAUUUAUUAUCAUCCUUAUGAAAGUGUACUUUUAAUAAGAAAAUACGCGUGUGAAAAUCUUGAAAAAUGUGAUGAUAAUAUUAUUUGUUCUUUUUUAUUAUAAUUAGUACAAGCUUUAAGAUAUGAACCAUUUGAUUAUUAGAAAAGUUAUUUGGCAUAAUUUUUGAUCGAAAAGGCUGGUAAAAAUACUGAAAUUUCAAUUUUGUUGUAUUGGUAUAUAUUUGUAGAAUGCGAUAAUUCGGGUAAUAUUAAUUAAAUAGUUUCUGAAUGGUAUAAUUAAGUUUUAUAGUGUUUAAAAGAGUUCCUUUUAGAAAAUAAUAGUUAAAAUUUUGAAGUUUUGCAAACUUAAAUUGCUUUUAGGGAAGAUUUAUAAAAAAUGGUCAAAUCUUUAAAAGGAAAAGAGAGACCAGCAUAAAUAGAAAUUAUAAAAUAAACAUUAAAAGAUGAUAAAUUUAAACACCCGCAAUUCUAAAAGCAUCCUUUUUGUUUAAACCCUAAAUUAAUUCUUGUUGAAAGUAUACAUGAAAAAUCCACAGUAUUUAAAAGUGCUAUGGCGCCUAUUAAAAUGACUUUUCUUACCCAUCCAGUAGACAAUCCAUAAUAAAAAUGUGAAGUAGAGAUGAUUUAUAAAAAUGGAGAUGAUUUACGUCAAGAUUAAUUAGUAAUGUAAAUAUUUAACUUAAUGGACAAUUUAUUAAAAGGAGUUUCUUAAGAUUUUAAAUUAAUGCCUUAUAAAGUACUUGCGUGUUCUAAAAGUGAUGGAUUUAUGUAAUUCGUUCCGAAUUCUACUACCAUAUAGGAAGUUUUAAGUAAAGAUAAGAAUAUAUCUAAUUAUUUCGAAAAAUUAAUUUAGAAUCCGAAAAAUCCUUUAUAUGAUAAUUUUAGGGACAAAGGGGAAGAAUAUAUACAAAAACUAAUAUAGGAAAAAUAAAUAUAAUAACAAAUAAUGGAAAACUAUAUGUUAAGUUGUGCAGGAUAUUCAGUAAUGACAUAUUUCCUAGGAGUCGGAGAUAGACAUUUGGAAAACCUAAUGAUUGAUUUUACAGGAAAAUUUUUUCAUAUAGAUUUUGGGUUUAUUUUAGGACAAGAUCCUAAGCCAUAUGCACCUCCUUUAAAAUUAUGUAAAUAAAUGGUCGAAGGCAUGGGAGGAGUAUAGAGUAAAGUAUAUUAAGAUUUUAAAAAAAAAUGCGUAAAUGCAUAUAUAUAUUUGAGAAAAUAUGCAAAAUUAAUAGUUAAUUUGUUCUAUUUAAUGAUUGAUUCAGGAAUAAAAGAUAUAAAUAUUGAAGCUUUGGAAAAACUUGUAGAUAAAUUUAAUUUAGACUCGAAUGAUUAGUAAGUUGAGUUGCAUUUCUUAAAUAUAUUAGAAGAAAGUGUUAGUGCACUAUUCCCUAUAAUAAAUGAUAUAAUACAUAGAUGGGCAGGAUAUUGGAGAGCAUGA